AUGUCUGCAGUUGGAAAAAAGUGGACCAAACUGACCUUGAACGACUUAAGAGACCUAUGCCAGUCCUGCGGCCUGGAUACUCAUGGUAACAAAGAAGAAUUGGGAGAAAGAUUGAGCGCACUUUUCUGUGAAAGAAAUGAUGUCUCACCUGCCCCUGGUUAUAAUAACCCAGAUGAAAAUGAUAGGGUUUUAGAAAUUACAGAAGACUCUGGACCUGCCUUUGGUGACCCAGGAAUUAUGCGAUGUGAUAGUGGUAAGACCCUGGAGAUGAGUGAUAUUUGCUCUGAAACUGAGCUGCCUCCUGGUAGCGGGCCUAGAUUAGGAGAAUCAGUUGGGAAUAGCACUGGGUUUUCUAAAAUGACUAUGUUACAAAAGAGUGUAGUCGAAUCAGUAGUAGGAAAGAUACAUACCUCAGUAGCCUUAAACUACUGGCGCAUAAAAAUAAAACCUUCUCCUAUAAUACUAAAUUGGUUAGAAAACGGAGUGCCUCUUUGGCCAAGAGGAGUUUUACCAUUAGCAAUAAGCCCAGACCCCAAACAAUAUCCUUUAACAACAGAACAAUCAGAUUGGAUCAAGAACGAAUUGCUCCGUUUAUUAAAAACCAAUGCAAUUC
Racocetra fulgida is the source of this 613-nucleotide messenger RNA. Lineage: Eukaryota; Fungi; Glomeromycota; Glomeromycetes; Diversisporales; Gigasporaceae. The record is from the annotation of a GenBank genome assembly.